CGCUGGUGUUUAUGCAUGAAAAGUGAUUACACUCGGGCCUGCAUAAAAUAUUAGUUGAAAAGUAAAUUAAACCUAAAACAAAUCGAGUGAUUGUUACAUUUAGCUGUGAAGAGGUAGCGCUUGGGCUAGUGCACGAAGUGAAUCAUAAACAUAAUCAAACAUGGUGGAUGUGGCUCGUCAAUUGCUGGAUGAAUUGAUGGGUAGGAAUCGUAAUCUGGAUCCUUCGGCUUCGGCAAAGGAAGUAUCUUGGACCGAUGAAGAGUUUUGCCCAUACUACUUGGUGAAAUUUUGCCCUCACGAUCUGUUUGUAAAUACUCGUGCUGACCUCGGUCAGUGUACUAAGCUACACGACGAUGAAGCAAAAAAGUUGUACGAUGACGCAAAGCCAUGCCGUAAAAAGAAUCAAUAUGAAGAGGACUUCCUGCGAUUUUGCACCAACAUGAUCAAUGAAGUGGAUCGCAAGAUAGUGAAAGGUAAGCAAAGACUUCUUCUCAUGAACAGUAAGACGGAUGGAGCACGCCCAGGAGUCCCUAAGCACCAAGAGCACCUAAACUCCUUGACGGAGAGAAUAAAUAAGCUUGUGUGUGAGGCGGAGGAAGCAGGAACGCGCGGAGACGUGGAGCAGGCGCAGGGUUUGAUGGAACAAUGUGAUAAGCUCAAAGAGGAAAAGGAAGCUCUGAUAAAACAGCAUGAUUCAAAUGGAUGGUCGGUAACGGCUGAAAUAGCGGCUUCGCAGGAGAAGCAAAUGGAAGUUUGCGAAGUUUGUGGAGCAUUUUUGAUCGUUGGAGAUGCCCAGCAGCGAAUCGAUGAUCAUCUCACGGGUAAACAACAUCUUGGGUAUUCAAAGCUGCGUAAGGCCGUUGAUGAAAUGUACGAAGCAAGAAGAAAAAAUACUAUUCAACUUGAUGAGCGUCGAGUUAGAGAUGAUGACAGCCGAAGACGAGACAAUGGGAAACGCGAAGAUCGGAAAUCACGGGAUCAUGACGAACGCCACAAUAACAAGAGGGAUGAUCGUGAUCGAAAUCGCCACCGACGUGAUUUUCGCGAUCACAAAGAGCGUAAUGAUCGUUAUGAUAAUCGUCAGCGUGAUCGACACCAUAGGCGUGAUCGAACUGAACGCAACGAACGAGAUCGUGGUCGCGAAAGGGAUCGUAGCCGUAGUCGUAGUUAUUAGAUCUGCCCAGCAAGACAGAACGCAGCCACCAUCCGAAAAUGCACAAUUCUACGAUGCUCCGAAGUAUUUUCGUUCCGUUUACAAUGAGGUAUCCGUACUAAGAAUAGAAAACAAAUGAAAAAUCUCCCAA
Messenger RNA from Anopheles coustani, 1304 nucleotides. Its product is annotated as luc7-like protein 3. The record is from RefSeq and is a predicted model, not a curated record. Gene Ontology annotation, cellular component: U1 snRNP; U2-type prespliceosome. Gene Ontology annotation, biological process: mRNA splice site recognition. Lineage: Eukaryota; Metazoa; Arthropoda; Insecta; Diptera; Culicidae. The transcript is spliced from 6 exons. Bases 161 to 1174 code for a protein of 337 amino acids. Gene Ontology annotation, molecular function: mRNA binding.